GCAGCCUCCACCCGCAGACCGGGCGCUGACUCCCGCACGCUCCUCGCCGCGGCGGGUCGCGGCUGCCCCUGCCCCGGCUGAGCUGCUUUUAGUCCGUGCGCGCGCCGGGUCCGGCCUCUGCGGCCGGCGCGGGAGCGCAGAGGGGAGCGCGCAGGGGAGCGGCGGCGGGGCCCGGCCGGGACCUCGGGGGUGGGCGGAGCGCGGGGAGCGGCCCCCAGGCCUCGGCCUGCGCCGGGCUGCGUGCGCCUCCCCGCCUCCCGGGCCGCUGGGGGUGGGCGCGGCGCGGGGUGCCGAAGGGUCGGGCAUUUAAAGGAGCAGCGCACGUGGGUCUGGGAGGCGCGGGCCCGGCGUUGUCUCCGCGCUCGGACCGCUUUGGCGCCCGGUCCGGUGGGCCUGCGGCACCGGGCCCCGAGCUCUGCGUCACGGGGCAGGGGGAGGCGAGGGUCUUCCCGCCCGGGGGAGGAACCGACCGCAGGUGGGGCCUGGAACCGCGAUCGUGGUCCUCGGUGCUGGGGUGCUUGGCUGUUUUUAUCAGGCUCUUACAGCCGUGGGGAGACUCCCAGAAUCAAGCUUUUGAAGCUGAAGGAGCCUGACACAGAGGCUAGUCCCCGCCCCCAAUUUUAUCGAUGAAAAAACUCAGCCCACACAGCUAACGUGACUGCCCAAGGCCACCCAGGUAGGAUAGCGCAGAGCCAGGCUUAGAACCCGUUGUCUGGCGUCUCGCUCUGCUGUCCAGCCCUGGCACCGGGCCUCAGCCCUUUGACAGCUGGAUGAAGGGCUCCUGUGUAUUGAAUUAAUGGGUGUCCCCUUUCUAAGGUGUGAACCGUUGGUCCGGUGGGCCGACAGCACCCCCAUUUACGCAUGGAGAUAGCACCCCAUCCACAGCAGUUGCAGAGCCAGCCUGGCUCAGAAUCGGCAGCCUGGGCUUCCUAGCCUGUCCCCCCUCCUGACAGACCCGGGCUUCUGGUACCGACGCCCUUGAUGUCCGUUCUGUAGACGCCUGAGCCUCCAGUGCUGGCCGCCAGGACCUUCAGCAGUAAUUAAAGGCUCUGGAUAAGCUGCUUCAGGUGUGGGAGGCUCAGGUUUCCCUCCGUGUGAAGGUAGCCUGGUGGGAGAGGGGAGGUGUGUCAACAGCUGUGUGUCCUGGGCCCUGCUGGUGAAGCGGCAGGGGGGUGGGUCCUGGCGCCAGUUCAGAGCUGGCGGGCUGGCUGUCCAAGUUCAUUCCUCAGGUGGGUGAGGACACCUUUAGGUCGGGCUGGACCGGGGUGGGGCUUUGGUGGAGUGUUUUUGCAGAGUGGGAUAGAUGUUGUUUCAGGUUUCCAGGGAAAAUUCUGGAGGCUUGGUGUGGAAGUAGGUGUGCACUAAGUCAGUAGUCUUACUCGCUGUGUGCACGGGAGACAGACGCCCGGAUCCUAUCUGUUUGAGAAGGAGUGGGAUAAGAAAGAGCCCGGCCACAGGCUGCCACUCACAGGAGGCCUGGUGCCGGUCACCAUGCCUGUCACCCCUCCCCUCAGCUCCCCGAUGGCUGUUCACAGCCCCACUGCACACCCGGUGGGGGGGGGGGGGUCUGCCAAAUGAGAGACUCCCCCUACCUUGGCCUCUGAGUUACCCAUGAUGAUCGUGACAUAACAUGUCUUACUUUGCGGGUUUGUCAUAUAUGAGAAAAAGCCCUUUGGGGACAGUGGUUACCACAGACCUCUUUACACUUCCGAUCACACUGAGGUCGCUAUUACUUUUUACCCUCUAGAGAACGGGAAACAGGUUCAGGGAGUUAAGCCACCUGGGAUUUGAGCACCGGGAUUUGAACCCAGCUGGUUGGGUCUUUAACUCGAGUUUUUGCAUAGGAGGUUCCCACAUGCGCCCCCUGCCCCCGUAUUCCUGCACUAUUGCCCAGGACAUUUCUUUUUUCUGUUUUUAUUACUAUUAUUUUUUAAUGUUUAUUUUAUUUCUGAGGAAGACAGAGAGAGCAGGGAGGGGGCAGAGAGAGAGGGAGACCCAGAAUGGAAGCAGGCGCCAGGCUCUGAGCUGUCAGCACAGAGCCCGAUGCGGGGCUCAAACUCACGAGCCCCGAAAUCAUGAUGUGAGCCGAGGUUGGACACUUAACCGACUGAGCCACCCAGGCGCCCGUUUCUUUUUUAUUUUCAAAAAGCUAUUGUAUUAGAGAAGAGAGAGAGUGGGGGAGGGGCGGAGGGAGAGGGAGAGACAGAAUCCCAAGCAGGCUCUGAGCGGUCAGCGUGGAGCCUGAUGCAGGGCUUGAACCCAUGACCCGUGAGAUCAUGACCUGAGCCAAAACCAAGAAUGAGACGCUCAACUGGCUGAGCCGCCCGGGCGCCCCAACUGCCCAGGACGUUUUUUUGCGCUCUCCAUUAGUAACUACCUGAUAGAGCAAAAGAAAAAAAAAUUUGUUUAAAGAGACCAAAGCAGUGUGCAUGGGGGGGGGGGGGUCACAUGCGUGUUUCUACGGAAGACAUCGUUGGCUUGUUCUCAGCUGUUGCUCUGACUUUUGGACACUAGUUGGCGACUGGCAGGACAACCCGUGUUUCUGCAAGUAUUUCCACCUGUUCCCCGACUCCGGUGGCUGGGGGAGGGUUGAGGGAAGGAAUGUCAGGGCUCCGAGGCUGGCACAGGCUGUCUCUGGCCAGGGCCUGGAAAGUUCUCCUCACCUUGAGCUGGUCGGAUCGGGCAUGGGCUUCAGUGUAAUCAGCGUUGGCCUCCAGGCCUGGGGAUGGCGAGGCUGCCGUGGUAAAGUCUGGGGAAAGAGAAAGUUCCAGUCACUCUUCGGGAAAGACCAGACAUCAGGGAGGAGAUCAUUUUUGUUCAGCGUCUUCAGUCCUUGGGACGCCAGGAGGCUGGCUCGUCUUUGCCAAAAAUGGGGUCUUCUGGAGCACGGGAAGAAAAUUGGAAAGGGCGCUCACCUUUCUGCUGUACCUUAACCAGCAAAGUCUUGACUUGGUAGAGAUGAAAGGAACACGCGUUUGCUCUAGAAAAUUCAGGAAACAUUUUUUUUUAAAGAGUCACCCAUCAGCUCUCAGCCCAGAGAUCACCGCUGUCAAAUGCCUUUCCUCACAGCACUCCACGCACGCCCAUGUGUUUGUUUAUUAAAGCAUCAGAGGCAGGAAGCUGGAGUUGAAGGGAUUUCAGAGUUGCAUCAGGCUUCAGUUCCAACUGAGAAACCGGAGGAGUGUCUGCCAGCUGCUCUGUUCUCCAGGAGCCAGGACAAAUUCUGAGAAGUGGCAUUUCAGGACCAAAAGGCGCUUCCCGAGGCAGGGCCAUGCUCACGUUCAUGGCCUCUGACAGCGAGGAGGAAGUGUGUGACGAGAGGGCAUCCCUGAUGUCAGCCGAGAGCCCCCCGCCACGCUGCUGCCAGGAGGACAGGCAGGGCUUGGAGGAUGGAGAGGGUGCCGACCAGUGGAGAGGCCAGGAUAGCGAGGACGACUUUGACGAGGACCCUGACCACUACGUCUGCGGGGGGGUCCCGGGGCAGCCGUCAGGCCUGGAGGAGGAGCUGACCCUGAAAUACGGGGCGAAGCACGUGAUCAUGCUGUUCGUGCCGGUGACGCUGUGCAUGAUCGUGGUGGUGGCCACCAUCAAGUCCGUGCGCUUCUACACGGAGAAGAACGGACAGCUGCCCUAUGGAGCAGGCAGGGAGCAGAGUCUGCAGCCCGCCGUCUCCCUCAGCAUCUACACACCAUUCACCGAGGACACGCCCUCCGUGGGCCAGCGCCUCCUCAACUCCGUGCUCAACACCCUCAUCAUGAUCAGUGUCAUUGUGGCCAUGACCAUCUUCUUGGUCGUGCUCUACAAAUACCGCUGCUACAAGUUUAUACACGGCUGGUUGAUCAUGUCCUCGCUGAUGCUCCUUUUCCUCUUCACCUAUAUCUACCUCGGGGAGGUGCUCAAGACCUACAACGUGGCCAUGGACUACCCCACGCUGUUCCUGACGGUCUGGAACUUCGGGGCGGUGGGCAUGGUGUGUAUCCACUGGAAGGGCCCCCUGGUCCUGCAGCAGGCCUACCUCAUCAUGAUCAGCGCCCUCAUGGCCCUGGUGUUCAUCAAGUACCUUCCGGAGUGGUCCGCGUGGGUCAUCCUGGGUGCCAUCUCCGUGUACGAUCUCGUGGCUGUGCUGUGCCCCAAAGGGCCACUGAGAAUGCUGGUGGAAACGGCCCAGGAGAGAAACGAGCCCAUAUUCCCUGCCCUGAUAUACUCCUCCGCCAUGGUGUGGACGGUGGGCAUGGCCAAGCUGGACCCCUCCUCCCAGGGAGCCCUUCAGCUGCCCUACGACCCAGAGAUGGAGGAAGACUCCUAUGACAGUUUUGGGGAGCCCUCGUACCCCGAAGUCUUUGAGCCCCCGCUGCCUGGUUACCCCGGGGACGACCUGGAGGAAGAGGAGGAAAGGGGCGUGAAGCUCGGCCUGGGGGACUUCAUCUUCUACAGCGUGCUGGUGGGCAAGGCGGCGGCCACGGGCAGCGGCGACUGGAACACGACGCUGGCGUGCUUUGUGGCCAUCCUCAUUGGUCUGUGUCUGACCCUCCUGCUGCUGGCCGUGUUCAAGAAGGCGCUGCCCGCCCUCCCCAUCUCCAUCACCUUCGGCCUCAUCUUUUACUUCUCCACGGACAACCUGGUGCGCCCUUUCAUGGACACCUUGGCCUCACAUCAGCUUUACAUCUGACGGCGGGCCGGGCGCCAUGGGCUGGCGGCCCUGGGCGGGUCGUGACGGGUGCCCCCGCGUAGUGUCCCGGUCUAGUGCCAUAUGUCUCUGAGACUUUUCUUUCCUUGACGAGAAAGAAAGAGAAGGGAGUGUCGUGUUUACUUGGCGAAGAGGAAGAAGCAGCUUUUUGGCUCUAGUUGUUUGGUCUCCGGAGCACGGCUCACCGACCGAGGGACCGAGGACGGCCGUGUGGACGAGGACGGUGCGGCGAGGCCGCCCGGCCCUGCACCACAGCCCGGGGUGCUCCGCGGGCCAAGGCGAAGGAAGGGAUCAGGAGUCCGUGCUGGGAUGGCGCUGAGCACCUGCCCGCUGUGGCCGCAGAAGGAAGCCAGCGUGCCCUGCGUGGAAUGUCCCCAGUGCUUCUGUCUGUGACGUCGUUGUUAUUUUAUUACCUUUAGAAGCCGGGUCCUGUUCUCGUUCCGGCAGUUACUGCUGUGAAGUGGCUUAAUAUCAAAAUCAAUAAAUAAGUGAAUCCUGUUGGAAUGCUGGAUUCGGUCCGUUUCUAAACGCCGAGCCCUCCCACCCCACGCGUCUUGUGGCCGCUCGUGGGAGGACGUGUGCUCCCGGCUCGGAGGGAGGACACACCCAGGAGAGGGGCUAACGGCCCCGUCUGCAGUCAUCUCUCCAGGUAGCUUCCUCAGCUGGGGUGUGCGGGGCGAGGGGCGCCCGACGGCCCGGAGCUCGGACGUGUGCGGGGCUGCUGGCCCUGGGCAGACCCCCCGCUGGCCCCGCUGUCUUGUCACCAAGAGCAGCAGUGCGGUGCCUGGAUGAACCAACGUGCCCUGGGGCCACACUCGAGAGCCCACUGUCAUCCCUUCUGCGGCCACCUCGGGGUGCCGUGAGGGGAGAGUGGACUGGCCGGUGUCUCCCUUUCCCCUCCGCAUCAUCCCGGGCCACAGAGAGAAUCUCAGCAAAGCUUCCGGCCGGGCCCGAGCCCUGGGGCAGCUGAGCAAACACAGGCCUGUGGGCGCCGUCCUGACCGCGGCCCCGUGUCCUUGUUCCUGAAAUGACGUAGGUGCCCUGCAGCUGUGUAUUUGUCGCGAGAGAAUAAAAUCAUGUAUUUCGACGUUUGACGUCGCUUGCUUUUCCCUGGGCUGUUUGUGGGAGAGCAGAAGGAACCGGGGAGCCCG
This is a messenger RNA of Panthera uncia (snow leopard), 5838 nucleotides long. RefSeq names its product presenilin 2 (gene PSEN2). Gene Ontology annotation, cellular component: growth cone; cell cortex; ciliary rootlet. Lineage: Eukaryota; Metazoa; Chordata; Mammalia; Carnivora; Felidae. The coding region runs from base 3272 to 4669 and encodes 465 amino acids. Gene Ontology annotation, molecular function: aspartic endopeptidase activity, intramembrane cleaving. The transcript has 13 exons. Gene Ontology annotation, biological process: calcium ion transport; amyloid-beta metabolic process; membrane protein ectodomain proteolysis. The record is from RefSeq and is a predicted model, not a curated record.